Molecule: messenger RNA, 1639 nt
Organism: Ostrinia furnacalis (Asian corn borer)
Lineage: Eukaryota; Metazoa; Arthropoda; Insecta; Lepidoptera; Crambidae
Product: putative fatty acyl-CoA reductase CG5065
Exons: 8
Coding region: 1-1557 (518 amino acids)
Biological process (GO): long-chain fatty-acyl-CoA metabolic process
Cellular component (GO): peroxisome
Molecular function (GO): alcohol-forming very long-chain fatty acyl-CoA reductase (NADP+) activity
Source: RefSeq, a predicted model, not a curated record
AUGACAUCCGAAGUGAACGAAUGGUACCGGGGGCGCAAGGUCCUGGUGACCGGCGCCUCGGGUCUGAUGGGCAAGGUCCUGAUCGAGAAGCUUCUGUACAGCGUGCCAGAUGUCGCCUGCGUCUACGCUGUCAUCCGCUCCAAGAGGGGGAAGUCGCCAGAAUCAAGAAUUGAGGACAUGUGGAAACUCCCUUUGUUCGCGAGAAUAAGAGAAGAGAAACCACAUGUUAUGAAGAAACUGGUUCCCGUGACUGGUGACAUACUUUAUGAUGACCUUGGCAUAGAGAAAAACCAACUCCAGCAGAUAUGUGAUGAGGUGUCGGUAAUUUUUCACUUCGCAGCCAGUCUCAGGUUAGAAGCGCCCCUCAAAGAAGGUCUAGAAAUGAACACGAAGGGUACCCUCAGAGUGCUGGAUCUGGCGAAACGGCUAAAAAAACUGGCUGCAUUCAUACACCUCUCCACAGCUUUCUGCUACCCGGACUACGAGAGAAUGGCAGAAAGGGUACACGAUCCGCCUGCAGACCCACAUGAAGUCUUGAGAGCUGCCAGCUGGUUGUCAGACGAGCAGAUCAACUUAUUGGCACCUUCGAUUCUGCAGAAGCACCCGAACUCGUACACAUACUCCAAAAGGCUGGCCGAAGCGUUGGUCAGGGAAAACUACCCUAAUCUGCCUGCGGCUGUCGUCAGACCAAGUAUUGUAACUCCAGCGUACAAGGAGCCAGUGCCAGGCUGGGUGGACAACCUGAACGGCCCCAUCGGCCUCAUGGUGGGCGCCGGAAAAGGCGUCAUCAGGUCCAUGCACUGCUACGGCCAUUACCACGCCGAGGUCAUUCCAGUCGACAUCGCCAUCAAUAGCAUCAUAGUCAUUGCUCACAAAAUUGGAACCAUGACUGAACGACCACCAGAGAUCCCAGUCUACAACCUGACCACAGGAGACGACAGGAACACGACCUGGAAGCAAGUCCUCGACAUCGGCAAAGCUACCGUCCGCAAGUACCCCUUCGAAGGACCUUUAUGGUACCCUGAUGGGAACAUCAGGCACAACAAGUUCUUUCACAACCUCUGCGUGUUCUUCUACCAUAUAAUACCAGCUUAUCUUAUCGACUUCUUGAUGCUGAUCUUCGGUCAGAAGAGAUUCAUGGUGCGAAUCCAGAAUCGAAUAACAGUGGGCUUAGAAGUCCUCCAAUACUUCACCACGAGGGAAUGGUGGUUCGACACGAAUAACUUCAAGUCUUUAGCGCCUUCUCUAAACCAUGUGGACUUCAAAACGUUUCCCAUGGACCUGACCAUCAUCCAGGAUGAGCCGUACAUAGAGGACUGCAUGAUUGGCGGCAAGCUAUACUGCUUGAAGGAAAAGCUGGAAAAUCUGCCGAAAGCACGAUUACAGAAUAAUAUUUUAUACGUUUUGGACCGCAUCGUAUCCAUCUUCUGGUACCUUUUGAUGCUGUACUGGAUCGUGCUGUACUGCGAGCCGGUCAGACAGCUGCUGUCCUACGGAGGACCGUUCGUUCGAUACCUGCCCUUGGUCGGGAAAGCCGUCUUCAGAGACGAAUUAUAAUGUUCGAAUGUUGAUUUUCGAUGUAUUUUGAUGGGAGAUAUUUGGAAUUCUGCGUUGGGCAAUUGACAUUUUACAAAAAGCU